CUUUUACCAAACGUAGAUCCUUUCAUGGCCUCUGCCAGACCUUCCUGUCCCCCCGCCCCUCCCCCGCAUAGAUCUCCAGGGCGCUCAGAAAAUCCCGGUAGGUGGCUGACGCCUGUAGUCCCAACACUUUGGGAGGCCAAGGUGGGAGGAUCUCUUGAGGCCAGGAGUUCCAGACCAGCGCAGGCAACAAAGGGAGACCACAUCUCUGCAAAACACAGCCGGACCCUGCGCGCCUGCAGUCCCAGCUACUGGGGAGGCUGAGGCCAGAGGAUCGCUUGAAACCAGGAGUUCCAGGCUGCAGUGAGCUAUGGUUGUGCCACUGCGCUAGAGUUUGGGUGACAGAUCCUGUCUCAAAACAACAAAAACCCUAGCUCUUUCACUAGCCUGGCCGGCGUCUCCUACUGUAAAUUCGCUUACCCCCCAACCCCGCCUUCUCUCUCCCCUCACUCCUGCUCUGGGGCCGCCUGACUGCCCUGGGCCUGCAGAGCCCCCAGGUCUUCAUGCAGGGUGCCCUUCCUCACUCAGUUCUUGCUCAAAUGUCCCUCCAUCAAGGAGGGCUUUGUUAGCUACCCUUGGCUAUGGGAUCCGUCCUCCAGCCAUUUCACUUCGUUAGGCGCUGUAACUUCUAGGCGUACCUGGUUUCUGUGUUUUGUGCUUUCCUGUCGGGGCAGUGGCCCUAUCUUGCUUGCCACUGAAUCCCUAGCACCUAGCAGUUGCUUUUCUUGUAGUAGCAGCUACGGCAGCGGCCAGUGCGGCAGUCUGGUCAGAGGUGAAGGGCCAAAGACUUGGCGGUGUAGGGGACUGGGGCAGAGAGAGACACUGGAGGGACAAAAAUGAGAAACUGAAGCCUGUCUUUGCUACUGUGGACCUCGCGGCAGGCCAUUCUGGGAUUGGCAAUGCUCCGCAAGCUGGGCUGGCUGGUCUCCUACAGCCUGGUUGUGCUGUUGCUGGGCUGCCUGCUCUUCCUGAGGAAGGAGGCCAAGCCCAUGGGAGACCCCACAGCCCGCCAGCCUUUCUGGGCUCCUUCAGUGCCCUGCCACAGCCGAUGUCCACCCAACCACACAGUGGCUAGUGCCUCUCUGUCCUUGCCUAGCCGUCACCGCCUCUUCUUGACCUAUCGCCACUGCCGAAAUUUCUCUAUCUUGCUGGAGCCUUCAGGCUGUUCCAAGGAUACCUUCUUGCUCCUGGCCAUCAAGUCACAGCCUGGUCAUGUGGAGCGUCGGGCAGCUAUCCGCAGCACAUGGGGCAGGGCUAGGGGCCAGCAGCUGAAGCUGGUAUUCCUCCUAGGGGUGGCAGGACCCACUCCCCCAGCACAGCUGCUGGCCUAUGAGAGUAGAGAGUUUGACGACAUCCUCCAGUGGGACUUCACUGAGGACUUCUUCAACCUGACACUCAAGGAGCUGCACCUACAGCGCUGGGUAGCGGCUGCCUGCCCCCAGGCCCGCUUCACGCUAAAGGGAGAUGAUGAUGUCUUUGUCCACGUCCCCAAUGUGCUAGAGUUCCUGCAUGGCUGGGACCCGGCCCAGGACCUCCUGGUGGGAGAUAUCAUCCGCCAAGCGCUGCCCAACAGGAACACUAAGGUCAAAUACUUCAUCCCACCCUCAAUGUACAGAGCCAGCCACUACCCACCCUAUGCUGGUGGGGGAGGAUAUGUCAUGUCCAGAGCCACUGUGCAGCGCCUCCAGGCCGCUGUGGAAGAGGCUGAACUCUUCCCUAUCGACGAUGUCUUUGUAGGUAUGUGCCUGAAGAGGCUAGGGCUGAGCCCCACGCAUCAUGCUGGCUUCAAGACGUUUGGAAUCCGGCGGCCCCUGGAUCCCUUAGACCCCUGCUUGUAUAGGGGGCUCCUGCUGGUGCACCGCCUGAGCCCCCUCGAGAUGUGGACCAUGUGGGCACUGGUGACAGAUGAGGGGCUCAAGUGUGCAGCUGCCCCCAUACCCCAGCACUGAGGGGUGGGUUGGGCAACAGCUCCAGAGUGCACUGUUGAUUUUCUAUCAUGAUGAGAAAUUAAUCCCUGCUGGUCUACAGGAAAUGCCGACUUGAGUUUUUGUAACCCCCCCACCUUGUUAGCUCUAAUUAAAAACACUGCAACCUG
Molecule: messenger RNA, 2092 nt
Organism: Callithrix jacchus (white-tufted-ear marmoset)
Lineage: Eukaryota; Metazoa; Chordata; Mammalia; Primates; Cebidae
Gene: B3GNT4
Product: UDP-GlcNAc:betaGal beta-1,3-N-acetylglucosaminyltransferase 4
Biological process (GO): poly-N-acetyllactosamine biosynthetic process; protein O-linked glycosylation
Cellular component (GO): Golgi membrane
Molecular function (GO): N-acetyllactosaminide beta-1,3-N-acetylglucosaminyltransferase activity
Source: RefSeq, a predicted model, not a curated record